Chelmon rostratus (copperband butterflyfish) is the source of this 7756-nucleotide messenger RNA. Its product is annotated as disks large homolog 1-like. Gene Ontology annotation, cellular component: neuron projection; postsynaptic density membrane; neuromuscular junction. Gene Ontology annotation, molecular function: protein binding. The transcript is spliced from 24 exons. Bases 298 to 3555 code for a protein of 1085 amino acids. The record is from RefSeq and is a predicted model, not a curated record. NCBI's taxonomy places the organism in Eukaryota, Metazoa, Chordata, Actinopteri, Chaetodontiformes, Chaetodontidae. Gene Ontology annotation, biological process: neurotransmitter receptor localization to postsynaptic specialization membrane; chemical synaptic transmission.
CGGAAAGAGAGAAAACAAGCCACCGCCGCGGGUACCGAGUCCGCGCGCCGACCGUCAACGUUUGGUAUCAACGGUUUCGCGUCUCUUCUGUGACGGUUUUCCCGGACCUCCAAACACUUGGAAAAGUUUUUCUUUUGACGAAACCACAGGUUGGUGUAGACUGUUGCGUUGCCAGUCUGGUGUCCCAGUUUGGAGGCAGGCUGUCCCGGGACAGACGCACACAUCUGUAAUAACAGAUACACGGUCACAGCGACUCACACACACAAGCCCCCGGGGAGGAGGACUGUGCGUGUCACCAUGCCUGUGCGACAGAAAGAUGCUCAGCGAGCCCUGGAGCUUCUCCAGCAGUACAGGGCCAAACUUAACCAGAGACAGCAGAACCAGAGCCGGACCAAACAGGGCCUUGUGGAGGAAGACCACCAGCUGCAGCAGUCUCUGGACAGAGUCAUCAAUGUCUUCCAAAGUCAGCUCUUCAGUGCUCUGCUUGACAUUCAGGAGUACUACGAGCUGACCAUCCUUGGAGACACUAAGUGUUCUACGGACCAGACAGAUGGUCCGUGGAACCUCGCUGCUCCCUGUAACCUGCCAGCAGAGCUCUCAGCCCAGCCACAGCCUUCCACUGGUCCCCUGAGCCUCCAAGCUUCUGGAGGACCAUCCCAGCCGAAACCUCUGGCCCCCAGACCCAAGUCAAUCAAGUCCCCUGCCCCACCAGUCCCAUCUGGAACACCCACAACACAGCCAUCUUCCCCUACGACACAGUCCAUUACACCUCAGUCACAGCCAGCCAAGGUCAAGUACCGUGCUCCACUCCCUCCUGUCCAUCCUGGGGCCACCAAAUCAUCAGUAUCAGGGACUCCUAAGCCCUCUUCCCCCUCUGCUGCCAUAUCUCCUAAAGUCACAGUGAAUGGUGCAGAAACCCCCACUGGCUCCAUAAAAACACCUCCUGGAGUACCAAUAAAUAGAACAAAACCACAUCUCACUGCCACAAACUCUCUUUCGUCAGAAAGCCCCACCCCCUCUGCUAAUCCACAAAGCUGUUCUGUCUCUCCAGACCUCAAUCUGGUGACUGUCUCAGCCCUUGUCUCCAGCACCAUCCAAGGCCUUGUGUCUCCAGCCACUCCAGACAAACUUACUCCCACCAGCCCAGGUCUCAGCAGAGUCACAGACGCUACCACGAUAUCUACAGCUCCUGCAACUAACAAGGACCCAUUCAUAGGCAAAGUCACUCCCAGCCUGAGUCCAGCUAGCCCCAGCCAGGGAAAGUUUACCUUCAGCAGCCUCAGCCCCACUGUUCCUCCAGGGCCUUUGAAUAAAGGGCCUAAUCUGAGUCCAACCAGCCCUGGGCUAGUUAAAGUCACCUCCACUAACCCCAGCCAUGGUCCAGCCAGCCCCAGGCCAGCUACAAACCCACUGACCCCCAACAAGGCCAACCCCCCUCCAGUGGUGGUCAACACCGACAGCGUCGACACCCCCCCAUAUGUCAAUGGAACAGAAGCAGACUAUGAGUAUGAGGAAAUCGCGUUGGAGCGGGGUAACUCAGGUCUGGGCUUCAGUAUCGCUGGAGGGACUGAUAACCCUCACAUCGGAGAAGACCCCUCAAUCUUCAUCACCAAGAUUAUACCUGGAGGGGCUGCAGCCCAGAAUGGACGACUCAGGGUGAAUGACUGUAUAGUCCGGGUAAAUGAGGCAGAUGUCAGGGAGGUGACCCACAGCGGGGCUGUGGAGGCGCUGAAGGAGGCGGGAGGUCUGGUCAGGCUAUGCAUAAGACGCCGGAGGAGCCUCACUGAGAGAAUCAUGGAUAUCAAGCUGGUCAAAGGGCCUAAAGGUUUAGGAUUCAGUAUAGCAGGUGGAGUCGGAAACCAACAUGUCCCGGGCGACAACAGUAUCUACGUGACCAAGAUCAUCGAGGGAGGGGCUGCACACAAAGACGGACGGCUACAGAUAGGGGACAAACUUGUUGCUGUUAACGCUUCCUGUUUGGAGGAGGUAACUCAUGAGGAUGCAGUGGCUGCCCUGAAGUCGACUCCUGACGUCGUUUACCUCCGUGUGGCCAAACACACCUCCCUUUUUAUCAAUGACAACUUCCCUCCACCCGACGUCACUAAUUCGUACUCACCACAUCAAGACAACCACAUAAGCCCCUACAUGAGCGGCAGCCAGUCUGUAAGCCCCGCCCCAUUGACCACGCCCAGGUACUCACCGCUGCCCAGGGCCGUGACUGGAGACGACGACAUGCCCAGGGAACCUAGGCGGGUGGUGCUCCAGCGGGGUUCCACGGGUCUUGGUUUUAACAUAGUUGGAGGGGAGGAUGGAGAGGGAAUCUUCAUCUCCUUCAUUCUUGCUGGAGGUCCAGCAGAUCUUUGUGGGGAGCUACGAAAGGGAGACCGCAUCCUGUCGGUGAAUGGUGUGGACCUGUCCAGUGCAACACAUGAGCAGGCAGCCGCCGCUCUGAAGAACGCAGGACAAACGGUUACCAUAGUAGCACAGUACAGACCUGAGGAGUACAGUCGAUUCGAGGCGAAGAUCCAUGACCUGAGGGAACAGAUGAUGACCAGCAGUGUCAGUUCCAGCUCCACGUCGCUCCGCUCCACACAGAAACGCACACUUUACGUCAGAGCGUUGUUCGACUACGAUGGGAGUGCUUCAGAUCUGACCACGCCCAAUCAGGCCCUGCCUUUUCAUUUCGGGGAUAUCCUCCACGUGAGCAGCGCUGGCGAAGAGGAGUGGUGGCCCGCCCGCCACCUCAGCCCCCCACCUCCAAACUGCCCUGAAGUCGGAGUCAUCCCAAGCCGCAGGAGGGCAGAGAAGAAGGAGAGGUCGAGGUUGAAGACGGUCAGAGUGACGAGGUCUCAGGACAGAUCGGAUCAGGAUGACAAAGAGCUGGUAACCUCUGGCACCAGCGAUAGUGAGAGUUGUUCCUCUGGCCAGGAGGAGACCCUCCUCACCUACCAACCUGUCAUGCAGCAGGAAGUUAAUUACACGCGGCCAGUCAUCGUGCUCGGACCAAUGAAAGAUCGGGUCAACGAUGACCUCAUCUCCGAGUUCCCUGACAAGUUUGGCUCCUGUGUCCCACACACAACGCGGCCACGGCGAGACUACGAGGUGGACGGCAGAGAUUACCACUUCAUGUCCUCCAGAGAGCUCAUGGAGCGAGAGAUCCAGGAGCACAAGUUCAUAGAGGCUGGACAGUAUAACAACCAUUUGUAUGGAACCAGCAUACAGUCUGUCAAAGAGGUCGCUGACAAGGGUAAACACUGUAUACUGGAUGUAUCGGGGAAUGCCAUAAAGCGUCUCCAGAUGGCAGGCCUCCAUCCCAUCGCUAUCUUCAUUCGACCACGCAACGUCGACAACAUCCUAGAGAUGAACAAGCGCUUCACUGAGGAGCAGGCGAGGAAGACCUUCGACAGAGCUGUCAAACUGGAGCAGGAGUUCACAGAGUACUUCACCGCUAUAGUCCAGGGCUCGUCUCUAGAGGAAGUGUAUUCGCAGGUGAAGCAGGUCAUUGAGGAGCAGUCUGGUCCUUACAUCUGGGUGCCCACCAAGGAGCGACUCUGAAGAAACACACAUACUACAUGAUCACACACAUCACUCCUUCAACACUUCCUACUUCUCUGAUUUUCUAUUAUCAGCCUGCGCCCUCUCUCUCUCCCUCUCUCUUCCAGUACACAUUUACACAAGCACAUAACGGCGGACUAGGCUGGGACUAUCUGGGACUGCUGCUUCCUGAAGGGGGAGCAGCUAAAGUCUGUUCAGCAGCCUAUCGGUGGAUCGUCCUACAGCUCGGUUCCUUAAUGUUUAAGGAGGUGGUUCAAAUCAAGGCGACACGUACCAUUAUCUGAUUUGAUUUCAUUAUUGUUCUUCUUAUUGUUGUUGUCGUUGUUGUUUUCAUAUUAACGAAGGGUAAUGCACUCAUGUAUGGGUUUGUAAUGAUAAUAUUGUCACCAAGAGGCAGACUUUUGCACGCUGUAGCUUUAAGAGCAUGUUUUUGGGACAAAAUCUUGAUCUCCCUCCCUGUCUGUCUGUCUGUCUGUCUCUCUCUCUGUCUUCCCUCAUGGCAUUGCUCCUGCUUAGAGUUUCUCUCUUUCUUGUCUUUCUUCUAUCUUCCUGUCACAUCCCAUCCCUUCCUCCUCCUUUCCUCUUUAGACGAUCUACAAACUUUAGAUAUGAGAUGAUAAUGUGCCCCGCCAUUUUGGUUAUCAAGGGCCAAAGUGAAGCUAUGGCACAAUUACCGUUUAGAGAUGUAGCAUGAAAAUAAUCAGAAGACAAUUGUUGAUGUUCCUUCUAACUGCCAGAAGUUCUAAAUGAAAGCGUAUAUAUGAAACUAAAUUAGAUUGCUGGACAAUAGAUGAGUAUGAAGUACUCUCUUGCCAUUUUGUCUUUGGAUGUCCAAAAACAAAUUGAGUAAAUAGUCCUCAAAAUAGUGUUAGAGUCUAUUUGGAGGGCCUGGGCCCAUAUUUGACACUUUUUUUAGAAUUAUGCAAAUUAUAUUUAAAAAAUGAUAUUUGUUAAAAGUAAAGAUUAGGGUGCGUUUAUGAAGCAUCUCAGUCCUUUUCACAGUGACGUGUAGAAGUGACCGUUAAGAGAAGCUUUUAAAGAUCAUAUGAUCAUUUCCAGUUAUGCCCAGAGGAUGAACAGCCAAUCAGAGACAAGGAUUUACUGAACAUAUGCUCUAUUCGUUGUUAGUAAAAAUGUGUAAAAAUCACAACCUAGAAUGUCUAUAACAUAAAAUUAUAAAUAAUCUGGAUAAAACAACUGGAAAUGAACAAAAAGAAAAAAUGGAGCAGGAAAUAAAUUCUGCUAUUAGUAGACUCAGUACACCAGAGAAUGACGGUCAUUGCAAACAAAAUCAGUGACAGCUUUAUUCUUGUUGUUUGCACCCCUCAAAUCACAUGCAGAUGGCAGGCUAAAGUUACAUAAGUCUGAAUUACAUGUAUUGCUUCAGCUUUGACCAAAUUUAGGAGUAUUUAGAGAGUAUAGCUUACAUUUUUAAGGCCCGGUGGAAGUAAGAGUGAAGGAAUUUUGCUUUUAUCUUUAAUUUCAGUCCAACAGUUGGAUAAAUCCGGGCCCAGACCCUCAGCUUUAAAAACUUGGGUCUGUACUACCCAAGUCUUCUUCCCACAAGGGCUUCUCUGCCUCCCCUCCUCCUCUUCGUCCUCCUCUCUUAAUCAUGCCUUCACCUCUCUCCUCCUCCUCCCCUUCUCCACAUUCACGGUGUGACAUUGGUUGAGCACUCCAGCAUUAAACAGUGUAUCAUCUUCUUCAUCAACACCAUCAUCACAAUCAUAAUCAUCAGCAUCAUCGUUAUAGCUUUCCUUCUCACUGUAGUUGCACUAUUGAGGGCCGGUUUCUUAAAAGCAUCUUAGCCUGACAGAACUGAUACCAUCCCAGUGUUUUUGGUAUUCAGAUGUGUGAUGCACUCACUUUUCUUUCAGCUUCCAGUGAUGAUUAUGCUGGUUUGACACAGAUAAAGAGGUCAGGGAACACCUUUUGGUUCAUUUGCUGUAUGUCAUGCUAUUGUUGCAUUAAAGACAUCAGUUAAAUGGCAGGACUAACUAUUCAGCUGCAUUAGCUCUUUUUGCAAGACGUUUUUUUUUCGUGCUAGAUUUAUACGUUGGAGCCUUCAGUCCCAGUGUGCAUAAAAUAACACCCGAAGCACCAUUUGUGACCUCAGCGGUCCAUAUGUUGCACCAUGAUACAGGCACACAGUGGACAAACAAAGCGUAAUGUUUCUACCUGUUAUCCAGCAAUCGGUUGUACCUUCAAAGGUAUUUUCAUCAUCCCAUGGAUGUGUCCAGUCUGCCCAGGAACAAAUAAUGUUAAAGCAGUGUCUAAAUCACACACUUAACACACACAGACUCCCCCAGCCACUGCCACAGUUGGCUUAAAGACACCCUGUGGAGUUUUGGACCGCAAACUUUGAUGCAGAGUGAAUUUCCACAGAAAUGGCUUAUCCUGAUGCACUGUCUCCUGAAAUUGGUGCUACAACAUGCAACUCUACAGUAUAACUAGCCUGUCAAUGCUGGCUCUGUCAGUCGUGUGACUCCUGCUUUGCACAUCUGUUGUCUGUAGCGGUCUUUCCAGAGUAUUUGCUGCUUGUAGCAGAGAGGCUUUACAACAGGUGAGCGCACGUCACAGAAUAUAUUAACUUCAUAUAAAUCCUCACAGUGUUGUAUGCAGGACAGCACAGGCCUGGGUUGAAACCCUGACUUCUUUUCCUCUUCAUCUUUUUCAGCUCUGCAGCUGUUUAUUGUCCUGUUCUUUUUAUGAAGCUAGUUUACAUUGUGUGGUUAAUACUUCUGGUAGCUUAAAUAGUGCUACGGAGCAGUGUUUUUACCUGUUUUGUUUGUAUCAUGCAUGAGCACGAGGACACCUGUGGGCAGUGUAACUCAUGUUGCCUUUGGUUUCACGCUGAUCGACAAUUUUGGCAGGAUCAGCUGUGAAUGUAACUUUCAUCUGUUUGCAAAAAAACCUGUCACAGUCCGGGGAAAUGAACUGUUCAAAUGUGGGUUUAGCUCCAGGCAAACGUUUUAUCUUUCUGGGCAGAGAGUAGACAUCCGUGAGAUAACGAAAAUACCUUCGAAGACACAAGCCUCUGCUGGGUAGCAGGCAAGAAAAUAACGAUUUGCCUGCUUUAAGGGAUAAAGCAACUGUAAUCAAUGUUGUUACAAUAACAAUAUAUCAAAUGACAAUGUGAAAACAGCGUGACAGUGUGAAAGGGGUUGCUUGUAGUGAUGAACCUAUAGAGAAUAAACCUGUGAAUCUGCAGCUCCCCUCAGCUUUAUGGAGCUUUACAGCAAUACUGUUCAUUGUUUAGCUGUCUGGCUGCAACUGUUUUGGUUCACUGUCAGUGCUCUUGUGGCAUCGUUUUCAGUGACAAGGCUCUAAAAACCCACCCUACACCCCCUGCUCAGCAGCAAACAGCAGACAGACGAAGUGAGCGACUAGCUGGUGAACACAGUGGAGCAUUUAGCAGCUAAAGAGCCAGAUAUUUCCGUCAGGAGUAGAAACAGAGCUAAAAGAGAGUGAAGUCACAAAUGGGGGCUAACCUGACACUGUCAAGCGUAACAUUUGAAAUAUCGAGAUGCUUUUGGUAACAGAGCCCCUGUAUGGACCUUGUCAGCUAUCCGUUUCCCAUCACCACCCUCAACCCCCCGAGGCGACUCCUCCAAGCUGACUGGAGACCGGAGACAUACGGAGAGGCCAUUCUGUCAACACAGUAGCUCUUAGACCCAAAUAAUAAAUAGCUUUGACCACAUGUGUUUUGAAAGCUUUAAUAUGUCCUCACAGAAUGUUCAGCUCAAGGAUUUCUUUCCAUGUAUAAUCCUCUAUGAAUCGAGUAAACCACGGUGAUGUUGCCAGUUGGCAGAACCGGACUCUCUGUAUGCCUCCGGCUGUGUGUUUUAGCCAGGGGACCAUGCCACUGUCUGUUAGAGUAAAGCACCGAUGCAAAGAAUCUAUUAAAGAGAUGGAUCUAUAUCUAACAUGUUAUAAUAUUUAUCCCUGCUCUAACUGCCUAUUUUGGUACAAAAAAAUAAAAAUAAAAGUCUUUAUUGAGAUUUACUGAAAUCCUCGACUGAUGACCGGAGAUAAUUAUUGUUUGUUUUGUGUUGUGGAAUGUAUGAAUGUGAUGUAUGAAAUAUAUGAUAUAAUAACUGUAAAUAUGAAUAUAUUUUUCUCUGCUUUUGCCUCUGCGGCAGGUUUCUACUGGUUUCUAAUGAUGUCUAAUGUGGUUCUGUGCAGCAGAGACAGUCAGCUU